Molecule: messenger RNA, 1831 nt
Organism: Punica granatum (pomegranate)
Lineage: Eukaryota; Viridiplantae; Streptophyta; Magnoliopsida; Myrtales; Lythraceae
Source: RefSeq, a predicted model, not a curated record
UAUUCUUCACAGGACAAAGAAAAAUCGAGAUCCUGUGUAUUUGCUCAGGCUAUCGCGGCAACUGCUGAUCGCUUCUGGCUGCCUUACCCUUGCACCCGAAUUCCAAGUCCGGUGGUAUUCGCUACGAUGUUUCAGAAGAUGGACAUGAACCUGCGGACGGAUACACCUUCACGCAGAAAGAACUUUCAAGUCUUCGAAAAUUGAGAUAUCUUGAAUGCUCUGGUGCAAACUUUUCGGGACACCUGAAGCAUUUCCUGCCAAAGUUAAUGUGGCUUUGUUGGCGAAAUUGUGCCGGGGAAUUCACAGGAACUGAUUUAUAUUUGAGGAAUCUCGUCAUUCUUGGCCUCCCGUGGAGUUCCAUAAGAGAAACGUGGGGUGUAUGGAGCCAGAUUGGACGGGGAACAAAUUGAAAGCUCUCGACCUUACAGGAUGCAAGAACUUGAGAAAAACACCCAAGUUCUCUAGGUACCGCGGUCUAGAGAGGUUGAUUCUUGCAAAAUGCACGAACUUGGUUGAAAUAGAUCCAUCAAUCGGUGAGUUAAGAGUCCUAAAACACUAGGGUCUCAUGUGUUGUCAUUCUCUGAAAGGCUUGCCAGAAGAGUUAUGUUGUUUAGACAGACUCGAAUGUCUCUGCUUUGUUUCAACAUGGUCUGGCACUAAUUUCAAGAUCCCAGAAUUAAUUGGUAAUCUCAAAUCUUAGAUGCUUCUUGAGAUAUCUUGUGCAGAAACCAGCAAGAUACCGAAGUCCAUUGGUAUGCUUGUGAGACUUCGGUGCCUAUCAUUGAUCGGCUGUUCUGGAAGGAAGAGACUUCCAGAAUCACUUGCUGAUAUGAAAUCAUUGAUCAAGUUCGAUCUUUUAUCGUUAGACAUUGUCGAAUUACCCCGAACAAUUGGAGGACUAGCGAAACUUGCGUACCCGUCUUUAGAGGGCUGUCGAGAGCUGAAGAAGCUUCCAUAAUCAAUUGGGGAUUUGAGAUCACUGGCUGAGUUGAAUCUAACGUUUUCAGGAAUUACUGAACUAAUCCAAAGAUGCUGAGAAGCAUCUGGAUGCCACAAAGUAAGAUUAAGGAGUUGCCAACCUCCAUCGGGAUGCUGAAGAGGCUUGAAGAGCUGAAUGCUGAGGGGUGUGAAUUACUCGCAGAGAUUCCAUCAACAAUCAAGUGGCUUACCUGCUUGAGGGUCUUGAAUUUAGAAGGAACUUGCGUCUCUCAAUCGCCACCAAAGCUUCCGACCAGUUUGACUGAGCUAUAUGUCUCAUCAACUUCACUGCAAAUAGUUCCAAAACUCCCGAUGUUGCAUAAUUUAGUUGGAUUGGUUCUAUCAAAUGGAAAUUGUUUUGGUGAAUCAGGCCAACUACGACCUUCGAAGUUGCAGGGGAUUGGGAAUCUAUGCGGUCUGGAGGAGUUGAAACUGAAGCUUAACAUCACUUCCAUUUCUGAAGAGUUCAGCUCCCUUUCUCAGCUACAGAGUCUUACUUUGGAGUGCCCAAAUUUGCAGUCUCGCCCACCUCUUCCAUCUAGCUUGUCAAAGUUGAUUCUAGAAAGCCUCAAGAAAAGGACCAAACUGCCACGACUUUCUAAUUUGAAAAAUCGUUUCUAGGUUAGAAUUUCGCGAUUGCUCCGUGGAAGAUGACACUGUUAUAUAUCUUAGAAUCCGAGAGUUGGACUCCUUGAGUCACAUCUCUUUCGAGUCUUGCAAAUUUAGGAAUAUGAACGAGAUUUGCCUGCCAAAAUUUCUACGUAACUGGAUAUAAAUUCAUGUCAAUCUCUCCUGACUGUAUCCGCCCUAUCACAUCUAAACAACUUGGAAAUUUUGUCAAUUUCUUGGGCAA